Tarenaya hassleriana is the source of this 839-nucleotide messenger RNA. RefSeq lists its product as uncharacterized. The record is from RefSeq and is a predicted model, not a curated record. The transcript is spliced from 3 exons. NCBI's taxonomy places the organism in Eukaryota, Viridiplantae, Streptophyta, Magnoliopsida, Brassicales, Cleomaceae. The coding region runs from base 49 to 708 and encodes 219 amino acids.
AAAAGAAGUCCGGUAGAGCAGUCGGCGAAGACAGCCGUGUCUGGCGAGAUGGCGAAGAGGAUAACGAAAGAUGAAGUGAUAGAGAAGCUGAAGGACGACGGAGAUUUCGAUCGUCUCCGUCUCCAAAUCAUUCGCCGACUCAAGGACAAUGAGGAAUUACGCAACAACUUGAUCUCGGUUGUCAAGCAGUCAACAGCUCUGAAUCGCCCGGGUGCUCAGAGUAUGAGGCCGAGGCAACUCUCUGAUGCCAUAUUUGAAGAGGUUGGGAGCCAAAUGAUGAGCCAACUAUCUGAAAACUUGUGGGGAAUAAUAAGAUCAGAGGAGGGAGGCGUGAAGAACGAAAUCAGAGAAACCGUCCAAUCAGUCUACGAUAAACUAUCGAAUCCCGGGGGAAUCCAAGAAGAAGAGAAGGCAGGACCAUCUACCCGAGUAGCCUCGCGGCAUCAGAAGCAAGACGGCUAUAACACCCGAACACCGAUCAAAGCCGAGGAAUCCACACCAGACAAUGACCCAAAAGAGCCGCCGGGUUUCAGCCUCAUGAGUAGUAAUCACCAUAAAAAUGGGAAUCAAGAACCAGAUUUGAUUCAACAAGCCGGAGAAGAGAGAGCAGUGGAACCAUGUAGUAGUAGAGGAGUGGAUAUGCAGGAAAGAAAUCUUACAAAUGAAGACAGUGACGAAGACCCUGAAGUCCCUCCCGGUUUUGGCUAAACAGCGUUGUUGUCUUGUCUUAUCUCCACAUGAUUCAUCAUUUUUUUCUCACAAUGCAUAACCUUUUUUUUUUGCUUGCAAUCCGUAACUUAACUUCUCUGCUCUGAUAUAAUAUAGAUGCGAUUAUGGUA